AUGGACCAGUACGCGCGCGCGGUGGCGGAGUACCUGAAGGAACACGUCGGGGUUCAGGACGUCAAGUAUGUUCAGGGCAAACCCGCGACAAUGUCCGACAUUCAGGCCUGGGAGGACGCCAACUCGCCCUUCAAGCUCCCCGAAGAUCUCAAGGCUUUCCUGCUCAGCUCCGAUGGUUUCAAGAUGACCUGGGACGUCCUAUUCAAGCAGGAGGUGCACCACCUGGGAAACAUGCACAUCAACUCGCUGGCUGAGAUCAAGAAGAUGCCCAUGAUGCUCGUGCCCCACGACGACGCCGAUGACGAUGACCUCCUCGUGGUUCCGCCCGGUUCCGUUUGGGACCCGCGCCGCGAAGACGACGGCGCGAGAGGUCCCGACGGGUGGAAACCCCCUUUCCCGUCGGCGGCGUUUGAUCUCGACUCCUCGGUCAGGCACGGUCGCGUGGCGCUCGUGUUUGUACCGUCCUUCGAAGCGUCGUCGUCGGGGCCGAACGUCGGCGAUGAGCUCACGCCGAUGAGGUCCGUUCCGCACAAGGCGCAGGUGUGGUUCCAGGACAUAUCCACGCGUUGGCACAUCAUGGCGGACUCGUUCAGCGAGUACUACCGACUCAUGACCGCGCACCUGGGUCUGCCACGGUGGCACUACAAGCUCAUGGAUGUGGGUAUGGAUCGACCCACGACGCAGUGGUUCAACUUCUUCAGGCCGGAGCUCCUGGCGAUGGACCUGGACAAAGGGAAGCUGAGGAGGCAGGAGAGAAAGCGGAGAAAUUGA
This is a messenger RNA of Micromonas commoda, 771 nucleotides long. RefSeq lists its product with no specific name. Gene Ontology annotation, biological process: protein polyglutamylation. The record is from RefSeq and is a predicted model, not a curated record. The transcript has a single exon. NCBI's taxonomy places the organism in Eukaryota, Viridiplantae, Chlorophyta, Mamiellophyceae, Mamiellales, Mamiellaceae. Bases 1 to 771 code for a protein of 256 amino acids.